AUGGCCCCCAAACGAAAAUCAAGCGCUCUCGAAGAAAGUAGCGCCGAACAGCCAACACUGCGCCGCUCGUCUAGAGCUAGAGGAGCAGCGAAUGGCGACAAGGCCUUGGCUCCCUUGUCUGCUCAAGACGGCAAGAAAUCGCCGAAGGUAGUGGCCAAAGAUACCAAACGCAGGCGACCUACAGGUCAGGACAAGCCCAUUAGCGCUGCCAGUAAGGUCGACUCGGGAUCACCGGCUACUACGGGAAACACAUCAGAGUCAACCGAGGAUGCUGCAGCCACGGGCGACGGCGCCAGGCAGUAUUGGCUCAUGAAAGCCGAGCCAGAGCCCCGGUUUGAGCGUGGUAUCGAUGUGAGCUUCUCUAUCGAUGACCUCGCCGCAAAGUCGGAGCCAGAACCAUGGGAUGGUAUCCGCAACUAUGUCGCACGAAAUAAUUUGCGUUCGAUGAAGAAGGGCGACCUGGCCUUCUUUUAUCAUUCGAACUGCAAGGAACCGGGAAUCGUAGGAACGAUGGAGGUUGUACAAGAGCAUUCACCCGAUCUCUCCGCACAUGACUCUAAAGCACCUUAUUACGACGCUUCUUCUAAGCCUGACAACCCGAAAUGGAGUGUUGUUCAUGUCAAGUUCCGGAGCAAGUUUGCUGCACCUAUCACACUCAAGGAGCUGCGAGAAAUGGGUUCCGGGCCUGGCAAGCCACUGCAGAACAUGCAGAUGCUCAAGCAGUCCCGCCUGAGCGUUAGCAAGGUCUCUGAAGCCGAAUGGGAACACCUUAUGGGUAUAGCAAAAGAUAACGGGCCGCUUCAGACAGCCGGUGUAUGAUGCAGUGAUGCUAGAUGGUUCAUCGUCGUCUGUGAAACCGUCCGAGCCUAUGUCUAACGCACCUGUGUGCUACCAGGGCUUUGCCUUUUACCGGUUCAGGGGCCGCAGAUGAAGGUAUUUGGUUGUUGAUCUGGCAUUCUUGUGGCCAUGGGCCUUUUUAAUGUAUAUUAAUCCUUAGAUGGCAG
This is a messenger RNA of Pyricularia grisea, 1004 nucleotides long. RefSeq lists its product as uncharacterized. The coding region runs from base 1 to 819 and encodes 272 amino acids. The record is from RefSeq and is a predicted model, not a curated record. The transcript is spliced from 4 exons. Gene Ontology annotation, cellular component: nucleus. Lineage: Eukaryota; Fungi; Ascomycota; Sordariomycetes; Magnaporthales; Pyriculariaceae.